Molecule: messenger RNA, 291 nt
Organism: Penicillium chermesinum
Lineage: Eukaryota; Fungi; Ascomycota; Eurotiomycetes; Eurotiales; Aspergillaceae
Exons: 1
Coding region: 1-291 (96 amino acids)
Source: RefSeq, a predicted model, not a curated record
AUGCUCAACUCAGCACUCAACUCAGCCAUGCUGAACAAAGCAACCUUGGAUGAUCAAAAUGGUCAUUUCAACUUCGAACUCGAAUGGACCAGGAGGCACCGGGCCCGAGUCCGGAUGCUCAAAUUUCCCACCAAGCCGUCCGGAAGUGGAUCGCCGCGAUUUAAUGCCACCACGUCUGUUGAAAAAGGAAAACCGUUCUCACCUCCUCCUCCUACUACUACUACUACUACUACUACUUGUUCAAAACUACGACGAAGCCUCCCAGCUUCAAAUGCUUCAGGGUGUACCUGA